CAAGCAAAGGGAAAGAAGCUGCAAGUACACACACACACACACACACCAACAACACACACCACGAGCGAGAGUGAGCUGCUGCAGUGGGUGGGUGCACACAACAGGCAAGAGUGGCGGCGAUCGAAGGCUUUGGGCGGUUGUGAUUUCGUGAAAGGAAGAAAGAAGGACAAGGGUAGAAGGAAGGAGAGGAAGAAGACAGGAGGAGAAGAGGAACGCUUGCAAUCGUGCACUUACACAAACGGACGACAACGAGCAUACCCAUUUGACACAUACAGAACCAUUUGUCAUGAGCACGGGUGCGAGUGUGGUUGCCGUUGCUGCGAGGGCAGUGGCGCGCAGAAGCGCGGUUGCAGCUCGCAGGCACGCUGACACACGCAGGCGACUGGCUACGCAAGCAUAUGAGCCGGAGAUCUUCACCUCCGUCCUGCCCAAUGGCAUCAAGGUCAUUUCCCAGCCGCAAGGCAGGGGCUGGGCGUCUCUGGCGGCACUGACAGAGCUAGGACCCAGGUUCGAGAAGGACGACUACAAGGGAUGCAGCUACUUUGUGGAACACCUUGCAUUCAAGUCAAAUGAGUCGCAGACACACUCCGAGGUGCUUGAGGCCAUUCACGCGUUUGGCGGCGACGUCCUCUCUCAAAUGAACAAGGAUUCCCUCUUGCACUCCAUCAACUUUAUCCCGGAUCAGCUGCCAGCUGUCGUCGACGUCCUUGCAAACGCCAUGCGCACCCCGCGCUUCUCCGACGACGAGGUUGCCGAGCAGUUCCACAUGCUCGACUAUGCGCUGGAGAUGCUGCAGAACAACCCGCGCCCGCUCCUCAACGACCUCCUCUUCCAGGCUGCGUUUGCGUCGAGGACCAUCGGGAACCGCUCCGUGUGCACCAAGGACGAGGUGGUCGGCGUCACGCCAGAGCGUGUGCGUGCAUUCUACAACGCGUGCAUGCAGCCGGACCGGCUGACGUUUGGCGCAACAGGCAUCGAUCACGACGUGCUGUGCCGGCACAUUGAGGCGGCCUUUGGUGACAUGCAAGCAACAGACACGUCCAUCCUCGACUUUUCCACAGCGGAGUUUGUUGGUGGCUCUGCACAUAUGCACGUGACGGAGGCACCCAUUCAUCCGGCCACGCAGUCCCCGCUCGCAUACGUCGGUAUUGGUUUCAAGAGCCCGGCGGACGUUGAUGCGUCGUUCAAGUUCUUUGCACUGCAGGGUCUUCUCGGCGGCGGCUCCGCUUUCUCCGCUGGAGGCCCCGGCAAAGGUCUGCACUCGUGGCUGUACCGCAACUGCCUGAACAACUACCACUGGAUGGAGAGCGCAGAGGCCCAGAACAUCACGUACUCCGAUGCCGGUGUCUUUGCCAUCGAGGGCGCAGCCCUGCCAGAGCAGGCAUCCAAGACCAUCUCGCUCCUGUGCCAGUCGCUGUUCCACGCUGUCCUUGGCAUGAGCGACAGCGACCUUGCUCGCGCCCGCAACCAACUCAAGAGCCGCGUGCUGCUGCAGCUGGAGUCAUCAGCGGUGUUUGCAGAGAACAUGGCCCGCCAGCUCGCAUCCCCCACCGGACGCUACAUGCCCGUGUCGGAGCUCUGCGCAAAGAUUGAUGCGGUCACACGGGAGGACAUUCAGUCCGCAGCGCUGGAGCUUCUCGGCGGUCCUGUGGCGAUUGCGUCAUACAGCAACGUGGAGGGCCUUCCCGAUGCGGAAAUGGUGGCCAAUGCAAUUGCCGAGUUUGUUGCGCGCGUGAAGAGUGCACGGUGAUAAUGAUGCAGCGAAGCGAAGCGUGGGUUGCUCUCAGCGUUUCGCUUGAUUGAUGCCAUGGUUAGGCAUUCGUUCACGUGAACACGCAUGGGUGCGUGUGUGUGUGUAAGAUGUGCACGCAUGUAGUGGUGUGUGUGUGGUAUGUAGUGCGUGUGCACGCGUGUGGUGGUGUUGUUUGGUAGCAGUUCCGUGUUGGCUGGAGCUUGUAUUGAAAUGGCGGUGAAUGGAUGUGUGACAUGGUUGUGUUUGCUGCCGUCGCUGUGGUUGUGUGAACGUGGUCAAUGAUCGGUUGCUUCAAUUAGACUCGGUUGCAACACCAA
Salpingoeca rosetta is the source of this 2070-nucleotide messenger RNA. RefSeq lists its product as uncharacterized. Gene Ontology annotation, cellular component: mitochondrion. Lineage: Eukaryota; Choanoflagellata; Craspedida; Salpingoecidae. The transcript is spliced from 10 exons. Gene Ontology annotation, molecular function: metal ion binding. The coding region runs from base 287 to 1750 and encodes 487 amino acids. The record is from RefSeq and is a predicted model, not a curated record.